Molecule: messenger RNA, 2129 nt
Organism: Camellia sinensis
Lineage: Eukaryota; Viridiplantae; Streptophyta; Magnoliopsida; Ericales; Theaceae
Source: RefSeq, a predicted model, not a curated record
UCUUACAUUCCAAAUUCCAAUAGAAUAAUAUAUAAUAGAUUCUUCUUAACUGGGAUUAAAAUUAGCAUCUUUCUAAACCCUACUGCUCGCUUGGAAAGCCAAAACAAUAAAACAAGACCUAUGCAAAAAGAGUCUAUUCCUCUUUUAGGUAUUAAGAAUAUAAACCGACAUGUUUGGUUCGUGAUAAAAUAAAGUGAGAUAAAUUGUCCACCGAAGAAAGGAUAUUUUGUCAUUUUAUGAUAAAAUUCUUAUUCUGGAAUAAGUUAUCCCAUCUUCUUAGACAAAAUAAUUUCACAUAUGCGAGAUAAAAUGACAUCUAAAAAAUUUCUCGAUUUUGAUCUGAGAAUUCACUGAGUCACACUCACACACCUUGGAGUCUUCCUCGAGUCAUACUCACUGCUGAGUCCGGUCCACCUAGUCCAACCAAUCAAAGUCAAAUAAUUAUAAAGAGUUGGUGCUUAUAAAAGUUCUCUUUUUUUGAGUCCUUGUGUGAAUGCAAAAUUUAAAAACUCGGCAUUUCUCUGAAAACCCAGAAAACAAAAAGGAAGAAGAGAGCAACAACAAAUGAAAAUGGCGGUGAUUGCGCCAAAAACAAUGGCAGAGAUGUGGACAACGGUGGGCUCAACGAUAGCUAGUUUCGUGUUUGUUUGGGCAAUCAUCUGCCAAUACUGUCCCAACGAGCUUCGUCGCUACGUAGAAAAAAACACACAUCGACUAGCAAGCUUUUUCUAUCCCUAUAUUCGAGUUUCCAUCCACGAAUUCACUGGAACCCAUCUCAAGCGCAGUGAAGCCUACGCCGCAGUGGAGGCAUAUCUCAGUGUGAAUUCAUCUAAUAGUGCUAAGAGACUCCAAGCUGAGAUGGGAAAAGACAGCAAGAAGCUAGUGCUCACAAUGGAUGAGAAUGAGAAGGUGACAGAUGAGUUUCAAGGAGUGAAAGUUUGGUGGGUUUUGAGCAAAAUUGUGUCGCCACAACGGUCCAUUGCGUACUAUCCAGAGCCAGAGACACGAUUCUACAAGCUUACGUUCCAUAAGCAAUAUAGGGAGAUGAUAAGCGAGUCAUACCUUGAGCACGUGAUGAAGAAUGGGAAGGAAAUUGGAGUGAAGUUCAGGCAAAGGAAGCUUUACACAAAUGGCGGUACAUAUAAACGGUCAAGCCUCAAACAGACUAUGUGGAGCCACAUAGCCUUUGAGCAUCCGGCUACAUUUGAAACAAUGGCAAUGGAGCCAGAGAAGAAGCAGGAGAUCAUGGAAGAUCUUCUGACUUUCAGUCAAAGUAAAGAUUUUUACGCUCGGAUUGGAAAGGCGUGGAAACGGGGAUACCUACUAUAUGGUCCCCCGGGCACGGGGAAAUCUACCAUGAUUGCUGCAAUGGCAAAUUUGUUGAAUUAUGAUGUUUAUGAUCUUGAACUAACCGCUGUUAAAGACAAUACAGAGCUAAGGAAGCUAUUGAUAGAGACUACAAGUAAAUCUAUCGUUGUGAUUGAGGAUGUUGAUUGCUCACUUGAUCUUACAGGUCAAAGAAAGAAAUUAGAGAAAGCUACAGAAGACCAGAACGAGCAAGGGAAGAAGGAAACGUAUCUGAAAGAACCGAGGGAAGAGAGUAACAUCAGCAGAGUUACGCUUUCUGGACUUCUGAAUUUCAUUGACGGCCUCUGGUCUGCUUGCGGGGGAGAGAGAAUAAUCGUUUUCACAACUAAUUAUAUGGAGAAGCUCGACCCUGCUCUAAUAAGAAGAGGACGGAUGGACAAGCAUGUUGAGCUUUCAUAUUGUAGUUUUGAGGGAUUUAAGGUACUUGUGAAGAAUUACCUUAAGGUAGAAGCACAUCCGUUGUUCGAAUCAAUUAAGCAAUUGAUCGACGAGGCCAAGAUUACACCUGCUGACAUUGCAGAGACGCUAAUGCCCAAGUCCCAAAGAGAAGAAGAAGAAGAUGCAGAGAAAUGUCUUUCUAAACUGAUCCGAGUUCUUGAGGAUGCAAAGAAAGAAGUGGCUAUGAAGGAGGAAUCAAGAGCAAAGGAUGAUUCCCUGCUGCAAGACAAGCAAGAAACUGAAAAAUCAUUGAAUUAACGGCACAAACUAUGUUUCUAGAUACAAAUCUUAUAUAUAAAUAUUCAACUUGAAAAGUGUCAAGA